This is a messenger RNA of Esox lucius (northern pike), 2419 nucleotides long. RefSeq lists its product as uncharacterized. The record is from RefSeq and is a predicted model, not a curated record. Lineage: Eukaryota; Metazoa; Chordata; Actinopteri; Esociformes; Esocidae. The transcript has 2 exons. The coding region runs from base 1398 to 2405 and encodes 335 amino acids.
CCUGUGUAUAUUGUGUCUGUGUGUGUGUGUGUCUGUGUGUCCACUGGGGACAGACAGACACCCAGGCAGAAGUGGGUGUCUACUCGGUUACAUGACCCCCUCUGGUACUCUGUAACAGCUAUUUACUCUGUUAUACCUCUUACCUCUGGCAGUUUGUAACAGCUGUCUACUCUGUUAUACAUCUUACCUCUGGCAGUUUGUAACAGCUGUCUACUCUGUUAUACAUCUUACCUCUGGCAGUUUGUAACAGCUGUCUACUCUGUUAUACAUUUUACCUCUGGUACUUUGUAACAGCUGUCUGCGUUGUUAUACAUUUUACCUCUGGUACUUUGUAACAGCUGUCUGCGUUGUUAUACAUUUUACCUCUGGUACUUUGUAACAGCUGUCUGCUCUGUUACACCUCUUACCUCUGGUACUCAGUAACAUCUGUCUCCUCUGUUACACCUCCCUUUCUGGGUAUAGUGUGGUGUUUGGAAAUGCAUCCAAAAUGGUUAGCAAAAUAAUAUGCAAAAUUAGCAAAAUAAUAUUAUUGUUUUUUUAUUUCACCUCAAAACAUCUUUAACAAUGGUCGUCCCAGACUGAAAAUGAGGUAAAUAUUUCAGUAUGAGUCACCCGUGUGAACUCUGUCUUCCAUAGCUGCACUACGCAGAGAUGUUUUGACUUUCAGCCUACAUCCUCACCAACUGUGAGUGUUGACAUCCAGCUCACCAGACCAAAGUGGCCCAGGCCAGCUGAAAGCUCUCUCUCCCUGACAGCCAUUUAGGUUUUAGUCGGAGAUCCGAAGAUCCAUGAUGAAAGCAUGUUGUGACAUCCAGAGGGACUGAUGGCUCCCGGCUGCUACAGUUAUGCCUUACACUCACACACACACACACAUACACACACAAGCAUGCACGUUUGUGUGUUGCAGCCAUGCCUUUAGCUGUGCCUGUUGAAGAAUGUUAAACAACCUCACUAAGGACUGAGUUGGACAGCCUAAAGGCUGAGGGCCAGUACGUCUACAGGUAUAUACCAUUAAAAAUGUUUUAACAGCUGUGCUCUGAGAACGGAUUACCGUUGAAAGUGUUGUGCCAGUCAAGUGCCAACAGCUUGCUUUGAAGUGCAGUGUGUGUCUAGGGUUGAGAUGGGUGAGGCAGCAGGACAGAAGAGGGAAAGAGGGAGAAGUGAGACAGGGAAGGUAGGAGGGAGGGAUAAGCCAAAAUAUGAUAUUGUCUUUGCAUGUGUCUGCUGUACUGUGUACAAGAGCAUACGGUAUCUGACAUUCUGCUAACAGUCUAAGCACAGUUAGUGUCAUCAGUGUAGUAAGAAGGCCAACAGCUUGGAGCUUUGUCCAUCAGAGGACAUGUGUCUGGAGCUCUGUCCAUCAGAGGAAUGUGUCUGGAGCUCUGUCCAUCAGAGGAAUGUGUCUGGAGCUCUGUCCAUCAGAGGAAUGUGUCUGGAGCUCUGUCCAUCAGAGGAAUGUGUCUGGAGCUCUGUCCAUCAGAGGAAUGUGUCUGGAGCUCUGUCCAUCAGAGGAAUGUGUCUGGAGCUCUGUCCAUCAGAGGAAUGUGUCUGGAGCUCUGUCCAUCAGAGGAAUGUGUCUGGAGCUCUGUCCAUCAGAGGAAUGUGUCUGGAGCUCUGUCCAUCAGAGGACAUGUGUCUGGAGCUCUGUCCAUCAGAGGACGUGUGUCUGGAGCUCUGUCCAUCAGAGGAAUGUGUCUGGAGCUCUGUCCAUCAGAGGACAUGUGUCUGGAGCUCUGUCCAUCAGAGGACAUGUGUCUGGAGCUCUGUCCAUCAGAGGAAUGUGUCUGGAGCUCUGUCCAUCAGAGGAAUGUGUCUGGAGCUCUGUCCAUCAGAGGAAUGUGUCUGGAGCUCUGUCCAUCAGAGGACAUGUGUCUGGAGCUCUGUCCAUCAGAGGACGUGUGUCUGGAGCUCUGUCCUUCAGAGGACAUGUGUCUGGAGCUCUGUCCUUCAGAGGACAUGUUUUUCGAGCUCUGUCCAUCAGAGGACAUGUGUCUGGAGCUCUGUCCAUCAGAGGAAUGUGUCUGGAGCUCUGUCCUUCAGAGGACAUGUGUCUGGAGCUCUGUCCAUCAGAGGACAUGUGUCUGGAGCUCUGUCCAUCAGAGGACAUGUGUCUGGAGCUCUGUCCAUCAGAGGACAUGUGUCUGGAGCUCUGUCCAUCAGAGGACAUGUGUCUGGAGCUCUGUCCAUCAGAGGACAUGUGUCUGGAGCUCUGUCCAUCAGAGGACAUGUGUCUGGAGCUCUGUCCAUCAGAGGACAUGUGUCUGGAGCUCUGUCCUUCAGAGGACAUGUGUCUGGAGCUCUAUCCAUCAGAGGACAUGUGUCUGGAGCUCUAUCCAUCAGAGGACAUGUGUCUGGAGCUCUGUCCUUCAGAGGACAUGUGUCUCGAGCUCUACCAAACCGCCUGACUUCUACCCCUCUU